AUGUGCAACCCCAAAACUCAUCGCUGGCAUUAUUCUAGAUUUACCAUCUUUGUGAACCGCCGUGACCAGCGUCCCUGCUCAAAAAGCAAGAAGAAGAAGAAGGGAUCGAGCGACAAGCUGCGCAAAUUGGAUGCCGUGUCUCCGGCUCGAACUCUAGAAGAAUGGCGUUCGAAAUCGAAAGGGCCCCUUUUACCCACCGAGGGAGUUGAUGGUCAAUUUGUGUGCGUUGUUUGCCUUGAAUCUGUUCUACCGUCUCAGGAGAUCCGGGAGCUCAAGUGUCUGCACGUCUUCCACAAGGAAUGUCUGGAGAAAUGGUAUCUGCAGGACCAUUUCAAUUGUCCGCUCUGUCACAGAGCGUACUAUUUUCAGGAAACGCAUCCGAGUAAUGACUUUGUAUGGAUGGUAUGA
Aspergillus caelatus is the source of this 408-nucleotide messenger RNA. Its product is annotated as putative RING finger domain protein. Bases 1 to 408 code for a protein of 135 amino acids. The transcript has 2 exons. Gene Ontology annotation, molecular function: ubiquitin protein ligase activity. NCBI's taxonomy places the organism in Eukaryota, Fungi, Ascomycota, Eurotiomycetes, Eurotiales, Aspergillaceae. Gene Ontology annotation, biological process: protein ubiquitination. The record is from RefSeq and is a predicted model, not a curated record.